This is a messenger RNA of Panthera uncia (snow leopard), 2763 nucleotides long. It is a transcript of the gene STK32C, whose product is annotated as serine/threonine kinase 32C. Gene Ontology annotation, biological process: protein phosphorylation; G protein-coupled receptor signaling pathway; regulation of signal transduction. NCBI's taxonomy places the organism in Eukaryota, Metazoa, Chordata, Mammalia, Carnivora, Felidae. The record is from RefSeq and is a predicted model, not a curated record. Gene Ontology annotation, molecular function: G protein-coupled receptor binding; ATP binding; G protein-coupled receptor kinase activity. Bases 934 to 2229 code for a protein of 431 amino acids. The transcript has 14 exons.
GAGCCCCGCGUGGGCCGGGGCCAAGCAGGACUCCCUCUGCGGCCGGGCGUUCGGGCGGCGGCAGGCGGACGCCCAGGCAGACGCAGGACCCCCGGGGGCGCCGUUGCGGGGAUCGAGGGGGCGGACCUUCCGCGCCGCGGAGCUGGCUGGACGGCCUCCGAAGGCUGUUAGUCCACGGCUGUGCUGGAGCAGGCGGCGCCGAGGGGAAGCUGCCGGGGACAGGGGGCGUGGGCGCAAGCAGGAAGCCGGGAGGACGGACCGGCCCUGGGGACGUCCUGCAGAAGAAGUUGGCACCGUCCGUCGCAGGACCGCACACCUGCCUCCCUCCAGCGAGGUGAGCUAGCAGGUGUGCAAUAGCGGAUGGGCCGCAGCCACACCUGGGGCCCCGCCCGGACCGCCCACGUGUGAAAACCGGACCGCUGCGGCUUCACCCUCCGUCCGCCAAACCUCAGCGAGAUGCCUUUUGUGAUCCAGUUAGCAAACCCCGUGGCAAAGCGGUUGGGAGGGGGGAGGAGGGAUGGUAGUUAAGGCUAACUUGGCUGACACGUCGUCACAAAGCCACCACAGUACCUGAAACUAAAUUGGGGACAGUGUUAGAAGGGCUGCCCAAAGUAUCAUCUACAAAGGCCCCUGAAGAGCUUUACACGGAUGCUAAGAUAAGAUCCACCUUGCUGUGAAAGGUCACUCUCGGUUUCCGCUACAGAAAGGGCAGGCUAGCUCGUUAUGACCAACCCUUCCGCAACAAGGGAGUGAAGCAUUCCAGAAAGGUGCCUCCACACAGCCUUUUGGGGCUCUGCAGCGUUGAUGUGUGUUACACUGGGUGCUCGGGGCUCUCGUGCAGCCACCCCCUGAGAAGUGCAGAAGUGUCCAAGUCCAUCCUCUGGGGGAUCCUCAGGAGACCCAGUCGAAAUGCCCUGAAGAGACGGUAGAAAUAUGGCCCGCCGGGGUGGGCUGGUGAGGACUGAGGACGAAGGGAAUGCUGCCCUCGGCCAGGACACACACCACCAUGAGCAGGAUGUUUGUUGGUGGCAAGUGAACUUCGACCACUUCCAGAUCCUUCGGGCCAUCGGAAAGGGCAGCUUCGGCAAGGUGUGCAUCGUGCAGAAGCGGGACACGGAGAAGAUGUACGCCAUGAAGUACAUGAACAAGCAGCACUGCAUCGAGCGGGACGAGGUGCGCAACGUGUUCCGGGAGCUGGAGAUCCUGCAGGAGAUCGAGCACGUCUUCCUGGUGAACCUGUGGUACUCCUUCCAGGAUGAGGAGGACAUGUUCAUGGUGGUGGACCUGCUCCUGGGCGGGGACCUCCGCUACCACCUGCAGCAGAACGUCCAGUUCUCCGAGGACACGGUGAGGCUGUACAUCUGCGAGAUGGCGCUGGCCCUCGACUACCUGCGCAGUCAGCACAUCAUCCACAGGGACGUCAAGCCCGACAACAUCCUGCUGGACGAGCAAGGGCACGCACACCUGACCGACUUCAACAUCGCCACCAUCAUAAAGGACGGGGAGAGGGCCACCGCACUGGCGGGGACCAAGCCAUACAUGGCUCCGGAGAUCUUCCAGUCCUUCGUCAGCGGUGGCAGCGGCUACUCCUUCGAGGUGGACUGGUGGUCGGUGGGGGUGCUGGCCUACGAGCUGCUACGUGGAUGGAGGCCCUACGACGUCCACUCCAGCAAUGCCGUGGAGUCCCUGGUACAGCUGUUCAGCACGGUGAGCGUCCAGUACGUCCCCACCUGGUCCAAGGAGAUGGUGGCCCUGCUGCGGAAGCUCCUCACUGUGGACCCCAAGCACCGAGCCUCCAGCCUACAGGACAUGCAGGCGGCCCCAUCGCUGGCCGGCGUGCUGUGGCAGGACCUCAGUGAGAAGAAGGUGGCACCGGGCUUUGUGCCCAAUAAAGGCCGCCUGCACUGCGACCCCACCUUCGAGCUGGAGGAGAUGAUCCUGGAGUCUAGGCCUCUGCACAAGAAGAAGAAGCGUCUGGCCAAGAACAGGUCCCGGGACAGCAGCAGAGACAGCUCUCAGUCUGAGAAUGACUACCUUCAGGACUGCCUUGAUGCGAUCCAGCAAGACUUUGUGAUUUUUAACAGAGAAAAGCUGAAGAAGAGCCAGGACCCCGCGAGCGAGCCGCCGCCGGCCCCCGGGGCCGGGGAGGCUGCGGAGGACCGCGAGGGGACGCGCCCCGCCCUGUCCAUGUGCGGCCCCAUCUGCCCCUCCCGCCUCACCGAGAGUUAGCUCCCGCUGCUUUGCAGACCCAGGUCUGCCAGGAGGACAGGACGGGGUGGCGGGCAGAGGCCCAGCGUGGACAUUCCCCGCCGAGCAGCCCGGCCCCUCCCAGCACAGACCCCGGGCCUGGUGGCCGCGCUGCUCCCUGGCCUUGUUUGCACGGGGACGGGCUGACUGCCGAGCCUGCUCGAGGGCUCUCCGUGGCCCAUGGCAACCGCCGGGAGUGGGGGACACGCCCCGGUGGCUCCAUUACCUGCAAUGGUGGCAGGAGGCCUGCGGCCUCCGCUGGUGCCCCCCCCACCCCCACCCCUCCGGCCCACCACUGGCAAGCCACAGAGGCUCCAGUGCCACCAGCCUCAGCUGUACAUAAGCCCUCCGCACCGGCCCCGCCGUCGGCUGCCGGACGUCCGUGUACUGGCUCCCCGGGGCGCACGGAGUCUCGUGCGGAAAGGUGAGGAGUGUUUUUAUAGACACAUUGUUCUGGCGACUUCUGCUGUGUUUCUGUACAGUUGUCACCUCUGAGCAUCACGACCUAAGAGCUGC